AUGUCGCUCGUGUCCGGCGAGAAGACGAACUUCCAGUACAUUCUGCGUCUCCUUAACACCAAUGUUGAGGGUAAGCAGAAGAUCAUGUACGCCCUGACCCAGAUCAAGGGUGUCGGUCGCCGCUACUCCAACCUGGUCUGCAAGAAGGCCGAUGUCGACCUCAGCAAGCGUGCUGGUGAACUCACCACCGAAGAGCUUGAGCGCAUCGUCACCAUCCUCCAGACCCCCACCCAGUACAAGAUCCCCGCGUGGUUCCUGAACAGACAGCGCGACAUCACCGAUGGCAAGGACUCCCAGGUUGUUUCCAACGGUCUUGACAGCAAGCUGCGUGAGGACCUCGAGCGUCUGAAGAAGAUCCGCUCCCACCGCGGUCUCCGUCACUACUGGGGCCUGCGUGUCCGUGGUCAGCACACCAAGACCACUGGCCGCCGCGGUCGCACCGUCGGUGUCAGCAAGAAGAAGGGCUAA
Penicillium canariense is the source of this 468-nucleotide messenger RNA. Its product is annotated as 40S ribosomal protein uS13. NCBI's taxonomy places the organism in Eukaryota, Fungi, Ascomycota, Eurotiomycetes, Eurotiales, Aspergillaceae. The transcript has 3 exons. The record is from RefSeq and is a predicted model, not a curated record. Gene Ontology annotation, biological process: translation. Gene Ontology annotation, molecular function: structural constituent of ribosome; RNA binding. Gene Ontology annotation, cellular component: cytosol; small ribosomal subunit; ribosome. Bases 1 to 468 code for a protein of 155 amino acids.